UCGGAGAAACUACUUCCGAAAUCAGCGAAACUUCGCGGUUGAAAUAAAUCGUUCCUGUGUGGUGUUUGUAGGCAAAAAGUUUAAAGCACUUGUAUCACUACAAUACAGCAUUGCCCUAGUAAUAGAGGGCUUUAAAUUGAUUGCAGAAUUCGGCCUGUUGUUUGAUGAUUUGAUAAACAUUUGUUCAUACAGUGCACUCUUAAAAGCCUAACUGGAAAUAGAUUGCAUUAUAAAACAGUAAGUGAGAUUGUCAAUGUUCAUACAACUAUGAGUACAAACGGGAAGGAGGAAUAUUCAUCAGAUGAACAGUUCAUGAAGUCCGAAGGGUUUGAUGCUAUUGACGGAGGAAUAGAAAUCAAUGGAAAAAUAUGUGGAGAGCAGCUUGGAGAUGCUCUUCUGGAUGAUCCCGAUAAUUGUGGGAUUUGCGGGGAAACUCUGACAAGGCCAAGGAUGCUGCACUGCCUUCAUGUUUUCUGUGAGCAUUGCUUAGAAAAGACCCUCAUUGGGGAAGGAGGAGAUGCUGGCAGUCCUAACACUUCCAUUGUUUGCCCUACUUGCAAUUAUGAAACUAAGGUGGGUUUGAAAAAGGUAGGUGCUCUUCCUUUGGAUGUAAUAAAAACAAACGUAUCGGACGUAUCUAACACGGAAAACCCUAAUUGCACCUCGUGCACCGCGAAAGAGGUGGCCAAGUCUUGUUGUAACACCUGCCACAACUUGCUUUGCAACAACUGCGACACUGCUCAUCACUACAUGCGUUGCUUUGAGUCUCAUGUUGUUAUUGACCUUGAGGAAAUGCGUAAGAAAGGAAAGAAGAUAAUGAUCCACAAACCACUAGACUGUGAACAACACCCUGGCGAAAAUAUAAUAUACAACUGUGCCGGUUGCAACUGCUUGAUUUGCGCUCAGUGCGCCAAGGGAGAUCAUAAAGGACAUCCUACCGAAGCUAUAGCCGAUUCGGAAAUGAGAGUGAGGCAAGACAUGGAGUCAUUGCUCACCAAAAGCAAAGAAAAAGUGGACGCGCUACUGAAAUGCGCUAGCGACCUCGAAAAUAAUUUGGAGGAAUUGGCACAUCAGCGCAGUGCUGCUAAAGACCUGAUUAAUGAAACGUACCAAAGUUAUAAGGCUGUUUUAGAAAAAUGUAAGGAUGAAGCCCUUGAGGAAUUGAAUAAAUUGUAUCACGACCGAUUUUUGCAAAUGAUGAAGCAAUCUGAUGAUCUUGGAAAAACAAUCAGCAAUUUUGAAGAUGCUUGCAGAUAUACCUCUAAACUACUAGAUAACGGCACUGUUUUAGAGAUGAUUUAUUUGCGUCAAGUGGUAGCCAACCGACUUUUAUCACUAAAUACUAGGGUUCCCAAAUGCGACAGCUUUAUUAAUUUGGAAUUUAAAUCUGAUUUUGGACAAUUUGAGAAGGUAUUGAAGGAGAAUUUUGGCACAUUUUUGACUGAGACUACUUUGGUUGUUGAUAGUCCUCAGAGUCCCACAAAUAGUUCUUUAAACGAGAUAGCCCCAUUGGCUAUCAAUGGUAUAAAUAAAUCACCUCUAUGUAAGCCAUCUCCCAUUACGAACGGGGGAAGUCCAAUUUCUUUACCGACUUCAAUGCAAUCAAGUUUUGACGGUGACCUAACAAAUAAUAUUCAAAACUUUACUCAACUAUCUAGCCCGACUUAUCCUCAAGUGUCUGCUACACCCGCUUUGCAAGGAUUUUCUAGUAUUGCUGAAUUUAAUUUGGCACAAUUGGCAACAUUGGCGGAAACUAGCAGUAGCGCAGCUACUUCACCCACCCCUUCUGGUUUUAAUUUUGCUGAAUUGUUGAGCAACGAUACUGCGGUGAAAAAUUUGGCUUCUUUGGCUAAGCUUGGAUUAAAUGCAGGUGUUGAGUCUAAUUCGACGAUUACGCCAAAUGGGGCAAAUAUGUUAGUGCGUUCCACUUCAUCUGCCUCUUUGCACCAACACUUAAGCAACAACAACAUGAUUAACGGAUUUGGAGGAGUAUCUACAUCUACCUCACCGCUUUUAUCUACACCAGAAGAUAUCAUGUCCACUGAUUGCCUUGUUGAUUUUUUAGAUGGCACAUUAAGCAGUAUUUUGCCUCCGAGUACCACCAGCAGCAACCCAUUGCCAAGUCGUGCUAAUAAGGUCAGCCCGAUGCAGAUUAGAUGUAAAUUUGGACAGUUGGGACCAAGUAAAAGUCAGUUCAAUUCUCCUCACGGAUUCUGUCUGGGCUUAGAGGAAGAUAUUAUUGUUGCUGAUACUAACAACCAUAGGAUUCAGAUUUUUGAGAAAACUGGUGCAUUUAAGUUCCAAUUUGGUAUUCCCGGUAAAGAUGAGGGGCAAUUGUGGUAUCCAAGAAAGGUCGCUGUAAUGCGCAGUACCGGAAAAUAUGUGGUUUGUGAUCGCGGAAAUGAAAGGUCCCGCAUGCAGAUAUUUACCAAAAAUGGGCAUUUCUUAAAGAAAAUUGCUAUUAGGUACAUUGAUAUUGUAGCUGGUUUGGCAGUUACAACCACCGGCGAAAUUGUGGCGGUUGAUAGCGUGAGCCCGACUGUUUUUAUCAUCCAUGAAAAUGGAGAUCUUUUGCGCUGGUUUGAUUGUAGCGACUACAUGAGAGAACCAUCUGAUAUUGCUAUUCAUGGUAAAGAAUAUUACGUAUGCGACUUUAAAGGACAUAAUGUUGUCGUGUUUAACGAAGAUGGUCAGUUUCUUCGACGCAUCGGAUGCGAGAACCUGACAAAUUUUCCGAACGGAAUUGAUAUUUCUGACGCGGGCGAUGUCCUAAUUGGUGAUUCUCACGGAAACCGCUUCCACGUUGCGGUGUUCGCCCGUGAUGGCUCGCUUAUAACAGAGUUUGAAUGCCCUUAUGUAAAGGUGUCUCGCUGCUGUGGUCUAAAGAUAACGUCGGAGGGCUAUGUGGUAACUUUGGCAAAGAAUAACCACCAUGUGCUAGUGUUGAACACUCUGUACAUUCUCUAGCCUCCUUCGCCCAGACCACUGAUCUCGCACACGUACUCUUGUAUAUAGCGAAGAACUGAUUUUUUUCAAUUAAACUAGUUAGCUUAGGUUUUUAUUCAUUUCGAGAUGCCGUGCCACAGUGUGUCGUUGUUUUGAAACCUCAAGCAAGUAUUUUCCCGCCUCUAUCAAGAAGUGGUUUUUCUGUGUUUUUGAUAGAAAAUGUUUUUUUCAAUUUGUAUAUUCAGUGGUUCUUGCAGAACGUAGUACGUGAUGAUAGUUGUAAUUUUGACAUUUCAAAUAUUUGGUUAAAAAGAUUAAUCAGUUGUUCUGCCAGGGCUCACUGUUUUUAUCAAUACUGUAACAAUCUAUGUACCUUUGAGAUACCUAUAUUUAUAUAAUAAUCAUAAAUAGGCUAUACGCACUCUUGUUUCUCUGCUUAACCUCAAAAUUAACAGUUAAAUUUGUUCAACUAUAGCUUCAGUAUUUUAAUGACUAUAAACUCCAUACUCUUAUAUAAAUAUACAUUAUCUUAAAAAAUACUAAAUAUUAUAUACCUAUAUAUUAUCUCUAUUCAUAUAUUUGCCGAGGUCAGCGUUCCGUGUGUUCAAUAAGGCGUUAAAUACUUUGGCAAUUUUUGCUGAGCCAGUUAUUGGUUACUAUAUUCGUAUUGCCUUAUUAUUAAUUUUACAUUAUAUGUGGUUAUUCAGGGUGGCAAGAGCAUCAUGAUGCUCGUGUAUUUUUCGAAAUGUUUUUUAUUUAAAUUGUACUAAAGGUUGUUUUGAUUUGUACGUUAUAUUGGUUUAUGAAUAUAAUUAAAUAUUGUAA
This is a messenger RNA of Anthonomus grandis grandis, 3771 nucleotides long. Its product is annotated as brain tumor protein-like. Gene Ontology annotation, molecular function: zinc ion binding; protein binding; ubiquitin-protein transferase activity. The record is from RefSeq and is a predicted model, not a curated record. Gene Ontology annotation, biological process: positive regulation of DNA-templated transcription. The transcript is spliced from 15 exons. The coding region runs from base 268 to 2967 and encodes 899 amino acids. Gene Ontology annotation, cellular component: nucleoplasm; chromatin. NCBI's taxonomy places the organism in Eukaryota, Metazoa, Arthropoda, Insecta, Coleoptera, Curculionidae.